This is a messenger RNA of Rodentolepis nana, 1329 nucleotides long. NCBI's taxonomy places the organism in Eukaryota, Metazoa, Platyhelminthes, Cestoda, Cyclophyllidea, Hymenolepididae. The record is from the annotation of a GenBank genome assembly.
UUAUCUGGUGCCAUACUUUGUCAUGUUGAACGCAAUCGUACAACAACUCUGUUAGAGUUCCUUGCACUGCAGUCUUCACAGAUUGCGGAAGUAAGCAGUCGUCUGAAACAAUUCCACAGCUUGACAAAAGACAUCGUCUUGACUGCAUGUCGAAUCGCUCUUUUAGACUAUGGAUUUAUGCCUGACGACAGUGAUCGGGAUGAAUCUGAGCCAUUGGGCAAGAAUAUGUAUGAUGUGGAUGAAUUGGUAGAUGCUUGCAAACAUUCAGCAAAACAUAAUCGGCAGGAACCGGUUCCAUAUGAUGUGAAUCACCCCCUUGUGGGACAUGCAGCGUUAGCUCCUCUUUCUGAUUCACUCAAACAAGUUCGCUAUAAUCGCUUCAAAUUACAAAAUCGCUAUCAAAAAAUUAAAUCUCAGGCAUCAAGUGGAAAGAGCUCAUAUGCCUUUCAGUGUGGUGAGAAGGAUUGGUUUACAAGUUCUGGUGACAAAAUGAGCUAUACUCAGCAAGCCCGUAAGCGCAAAAUGUGUAGACGUCUUGUUCGCUUCAUUCGAUUAGCGGAUUACUUGACAAUGAGCACCCUUCAUUUUCUGACGAAGAAAUCCGUCUACACACUUUGCAAAAUCUUUCAGGAAGAAACAGCCAACGCUCCUACUGAACUAGAAAUUGCUGAACUAGCCAUUGAUGCGCCUUUAGUUCUGCAUCCUGAAGAUAUUGGUGCAGGAAGCACAUUAAAAGCCACUGAAUCCAGAGAGUCAAAAGCAGUGUCUGUCCGACAAAAGAGUGCGGUUAUCGAUCGUUUGAAGUCAAGUUUGAAAAUUGUGACUGGAAUUGUUGAUAAUUCGCCCAACCCACACUUGACAGAAGCUGGUGUCAGGGACUCUACGGUGGCUUCAUCGGAGAGUGCUAUUCGACCUCCAUCAUUUGUAGCUGAACUGGUUCUUCAAAAUGGGAAGCUGAUUACCAUUCCUACUGAAGAUCAAUUUGCCGAUGGAUUAUCUCACCUAAUGACAAAGUACCAGGAAACGAUGCUGUCAAUAGACAAUCUGGUUAAUGACAGCUAUUUUGAUGCAUUUUCGCGUCCUCUUAUCAAUGGAAAACGUGAAGAAAAGAUUCCUGAGACAGGGCCUCAAUUGGAUUUAGUGUUUUCUGAGGACAAAGAACUGCAGGAGUUGAUUCAAGGCAUUAGCCAUAGCAUUCGGCAGUCCUUUGAAACUAUAGAAAAAUACAUUGAAAUCUUCAGAGAAAUCAACUAUUUCUAUGUGGAUAAUGAAACUGUUACGGUGGAUUCGCUCAGAAAAGAAAGAGAAGGUAAUUCUAACAUCAAAUAA